UCUGAGUUUCGGUAAAUAGUAGGCUUCGCUUCUCUUCGCAUGAUUUCUCAUUUCCAUCCUCCAAAACCCGCCACAAAAGCCACCAAUGUCGUUCCCCUUCUGCCUCCUCCGCCGUGUUUACUCCACUGCUGUGGCCAACCCCUCAAGUGCCUCCGUCAAGGCCAUCUCUGAAGAUCUGUUCAAAGAGCGUAACCUCAAAAGACUCGUGGAAAAGUUCAAGCAACACUCCAACUCGGACCGCUUUCGGACGAAAAUCGGCGUCUAUGAGAACACAGUUCGACGCUUGGCCUCUGCCAAACACUACAAGUGGAUCGAAGAGAUUCUGGAGUACCAGAAACAGUUCAAGAUCGACCUCUCUAAAGAAGGGUUUUCGGUUCGGCUUAUGUGUUUGUAUGGGAAAUCGGGCAUGUUUGAGCAUGCCCAGAAGGUGUUCGACGCAAUGCCUGAAUGGAAUUGCGAAAGAACUGUGAGAUCCGUGAAUGCCCUUUUGGGAGCUUGUGUUAAUUCGGGAAAGUUUGAUGAAAUUGAUGGGUUGUUUAAGGAGUUACCAGAGAAGUUGAAAGUUAAGCCGGACACGGUUUCAUAUAAUACAGUGAUCAAAGGGUUGUCUGAGAUGGGUGCGCUGGAUAAGAGCAUUUCGAUGGUUGAUGAGAUGGAAAAGAAUGGGUUAAAGCCUGACUUGAUUACCUUUAACACGAUUCUUGAUGCAUUGUACUCAAACAGUAAGUUUGAUGAUGGUGAAAAAAUGUGGAGUCGAAUGGUGUCAAAUAAUGUGGUUCCAGAUAUUAGGACAUACAAUGCACGGCUUACUGGGUUGGUUAGUCAGGGUAGGAUUGUAGAGGCCGUUGACUUGUUUGGCCAAUUAGGAAUUAAGGAAAUAAAGGUAGAUGUUUUUAGCUAUUGUGCCUUGCUUAACGGUUACUGUAAAGAAGGCAAUUUAGAGGAGGUGAAGAGGUGGUACAGGGAGCUCGUUGCUAAUGAGUGUGUUCCAAAUAAAGUAGUAUACUGGACUGUCGUUUCAUUUGCUUGUGAGAAGGGUGACUAUGAUUGGGCUUUUCAGCUUUGCCAGGAUAUUUUCAAGAGGAAGUGUAUUGUUGGCAUAAUCUUGUUGCAGAGAGUUGUGGACGGUUUGGUAAAGGAAUCAAAGAUAGCUAAGGCUAAGCAGGUUGUGCAAAUGGGAAAGUCGAAUGGUUUCAAGCAAUACAUGCUGAAAUUGCCAUCAGAGGAGUAGAGCGGUAGUGAAGGUUCGCUUGUUGGCUGUCCGUGCCUUUAUUCUGUUUUGCUGGCUGAACAAUGUCAUGUCAUGGCAGUCGAAGGAAUGUUGGCAGUAUUGUUUCACAAGUCUGAAGCUUUACUAAUAUGCUACAACCUAUGUUUGUUUGCAUCUGUAAAAGACUCUCAGUUCCAAUAGACCAGUUUUCUUGCUUCUUUUCCUUUCUUAA
Coffea eugenioides is the source of this 1442-nucleotide messenger RNA. RefSeq names its product pentatricopeptide repeat-containing protein At3g13160, mitochondrial-like. Gene Ontology annotation, molecular function: protein binding. The transcript has a single exon. Bases 86 to 1231 code for a protein of 381 amino acids. The record is from RefSeq and is a predicted model, not a curated record. Lineage: Eukaryota; Viridiplantae; Streptophyta; Magnoliopsida; Gentianales; Rubiaceae. Gene Ontology annotation, cellular component: chloroplast.